CAGGCGAAGGCGGGUUUUCUUAUCCCGCGUCGCGCGAACUGGCAUGCAGUACAUUGCGGUGGCUUUAGCCACCGUUUGCUUUGUGGUGGUAAGCGGAUACCAUAACUGUACGAAUCCAGAAGGCUGCGAGUCUCCAACAUGCAGCGAUCUGGAAGUGCCCGUGUUCGGGAACCCUCGGCAAGACAAGUUCUGCAGGCCUUUGUAUGCGCCACCUUCGGAGGUGGAGAAACUCCGCACAUGCCUCUGCAAGAAGGGUUACGUGCGUAACUCGUGGGACGAGUGCGUGCCAAGGAAGAUGUGCAUGCGCUGCAAGUUCCGUUGGCAAAGGGACUUUCACACCUGUGCCUCCGGCUGCCCGGCGACUUGCAACAGAGCGGACGACGUGGUAUGCCAGAUUCCUUGCGCUCCCGGAUGUGAGUGUCCACCAGGCUGGAAGCAACACCCGGUCUUGGUAAGGAUGUGCAUCAGGGCUGACAAGUGUCCUCGGAGAUGUCCACGUCAUUCGUCGGUUCAGGAAUGCGUCUCGAGCUGUGCGCCGCGGUGCGGAAAAACUCCGCCUCUAAAGUGCGUCACCAGUUGCGGAACGCCCUCUUGCGUUUGCGAUAAAGGGUACACCGAAUAUCUGCGAGCAGGGGUGAAGUCCUGCGUUCCGCAAGAAAAAUGUUCCAGGCUCAUCCGCUUGAGAAAUUUGUUUCUACCUAAGAGGACAGAUUUUUCCAUCGACCGAGGAACGUCCUUUGGUUCCGCUGGGCAUCUGGCAACCGAGACAGGCACGAGCAGAACGCGGUCACAAUGGCGUGCAGAAGGUCUAUCACCCCUAUUUGAAGAAUCACGUGUCACGGUAUUGUAUAAUGGGGCACCUGUCGAACAUUACCCAAGGGCUCCGGCCAGAUUAGGCACUUUCGCAUCGGGUGGGACUGCAAGAUAUGGUGGGGUAGAUUUAGGAUUUCACCCAUGGCCUGUUCCGUUACGGAGUUCCGCAGGACUUGGUUGGAGCGCCCUUGGAGCUUACCCAUUGGCUACUGCAUCACGUGUGACUGCGGGGUAUGGACUGAAGGGUUACGGAGUUUACCCAUGGGCUACACCUUUAGGUUUUCCUCACAGAUUUGACAGGGCCAGUUCCGUGUACUUCCCGUGGGGUACUCCGUUACGGGGUACCAUCGGAUACGGCUGGGCUGGUUACGGAAUCUAUCCCUGGGGAACGCCAUUAUUGGUUACCCCCGUGUACGGAGGGUCCGGUUUUGGGUUUCGCCCGUGGGGUAGACUGUCAUCGGGUGUACCUAGGUAUGACGGCUCUGGUUUUUGACUUCUCAGGUAGUAUACAUCGAUAUAGUGGCGCAUAAUAGAUAGAACUAGGCAUUAGAAUGCGACCAGAGAGUGUAUCCAAUUCGUUCCUGUUGGUAUAGCAACCAUAAUACGCAAACACAACGACAAAGUUGUAUUCCCAUAAACGUGUAUGUUGAGGUCAUAUCGUACGACAUUUAAAUAUCCUUCUCGCAGAGAGUCCAUACGUGACCGCAACGUAAUGCGAAUUGGCAGGCAUAGGAAUAUAAAAAAAAUAUUAUCGAAAGGGCUCGUAGGACAGGUGAAUAAAAUUGAUUUCUCGUAAUUUUUCCUGCAAAAAAAAUUAAUAAAACUGAUUUUUGAGGAAAUCUGCAGGCAUUUGCAGUGCAUUUAAAAAAGUCGCGCUCUCAAGUUUAACCACAUUAAUUACAACUAAUAGCAAAUUUCUAGAUUUACAGAUGUGCUCUCACAAUAAAAUGAUAAAUUAGACAAAGGUGGUUUCGUGAGCAAAAAGCAGUGAAUUGAGGGAUUGACCUAUUUAAAAUAUUUUCAGACGAAUUAUGCAGAAACUAUUCAGAACGGAUUAAACCCAUCAACACAGCCGGCCAAGUAGGUUUUAAUGGGCCAAUUCAGCAGAAUUUAUAAAAAGGUUUGAUUUUUUGCAUGUAGCAUCCCAAUUACUGAUGGAGCUGUGUAAAACAGUGUAGGGAAACUCAAAUAUGCACAAUGACUGCUACAAUACGCCAUAGAAUAUAUGCGUGCAUACCAUGUUUUGUCACUCCUUGACCAAUGCUUAUAGGGUAAUGGAAUUUUCCACUCAUUCUUCUGCACAACUUUUCACACUACAAAAAGAAAGGAAACAAGUUACCAAGUGAAGGAUUUUCUGCAAGCUACAGGCCAAGUCGAGCUCCACAAACAUGAAGGAGUCAUCGGACGUGAUUGUCAAAACGAGCGAAUAGCUUUAUGCAUCCACUGAAUAAUUGGUCAAGAUCGUUCGUUGGCGUUGCGCUGCUUUCCAUUUUUCUGCAGUUUCGAAGUGAGAAAUUUGUAGCCGAGCCUCGUGUCAUGGUCGCAGUUCUUGCCUCGUUCUUCUGCAUUCAAAGCCUCCUCCCGUUCACGGCAAGCCUCGGGUCGCUUUCCCAGCUUAUCUUCCUUUUCUGCCACUGUCAUCGCAGCAGGACGCUGAGCGCCCGCUACACCAAUCCACAAGGCUUGCCAAGCGCUGGCAUGACGUCACCUCCUCUGCGACCAACCAGCGGGGUCCGGAGACGCCAGCGCCUUUCGCUUGGCCUCUGCGUUCUGCCAGAUGGCCACUGGCUCUACCUCCGCGGCAGCUGUCCCCUUCUCUCCAAGGCGAUACCACCUUAUCGCUCUAUCAGCGGCUAAAUUUCGGCCGCUGAGCUUGAAAACAACUUUGGUUCCCUUUGACACACACUUAAACAUACGAACUGCAGGCUGUGUCCUAGAAAUAUGGUGGGUCGACAUCUAUUGCUACUGGUCUCAGUCCCAUGCGCCCUCCAGUAGUGUGAAUAGUGCGUACAGCUUUCAUGAACCGUGUUAGGCAACAACAAAAAGGCCUCAACUUUAGAGAAACUCAAAUAUGGAGCGAAUUUCAUAGACACAAGCACACAAGCGCACACAUCACCGUGCUUAUCUCAACUAAAGAGGUUUCACGUCCCACUUCAGCUUUGCUUCAUGUGCGCCCCAAGUAGCGUUUGUUACGCACUACUACAGCUGUGAUUGAAAGCGACACCAAAGAAAAAAGCAAAGUUAGGCAAGACCUGUCAAUCACUUCUAGAUCAUAAGAUACGUUACUAAUACAACUAGCGGAGUUGUUGUAAACAAGAAAAUUAAAAACCCCUAAAGCUUAUCAUGGCGUGAUUAGGUUUGGGCACCUUCCGCUCUAGACCGGUCAGUAGUUUAUUGGUGAAGAAUAAUUAUGUGGCAUUCUCAAGCUAAUAAAAACUAGUAAGAUUUUAUAACUUUUCGAACAAAGAAUUGCUAGAAUAUGAGAUACUACUUUGAAAAAGCUGAUGUAAUAUUAGCGUACUAGUAUUGAGGUGCCGGUGCAAGAUUCAACAAACGAAGCAGACAUCUUUAAUUAUAUGCUGAUAUGCAACCGCCAUGCGCCAAGCAAAUUCCCAUCUGUAGCCCCGAAAAAGCAGUACUACUGCAAACUAAAAGUGGUGAGAAUAAAUUAUAGAAAAAGCAGAGAAGUUUGCCUGGGAUUGUAUGCUUGCCAGCUGCUCUGCAAAUGGGAAGGAAAGGGAAAGAAUGAUUAGGGAUGAUGACGAUGACGAUGAGUGCAUGGCUACAUAAAAAAAAAAGCCCGUGACAUAGUGGUUUCCUUAACACACCGAGCCCAGUCCGGUGCUUUGCAGGUAGUCCAGAGUGCUAUUUUAAGGGGUUGGGUAAUGUUCCUAAAAAACAUCCAAGGUAAAGUUAUUUCCACAGCCAACAGAAAAAUGAGAAAACGACGAAGAAUACGCUUCAUUCCAAAUAUAAGCUCACACCUGUCGUAUCGCUUUCAAUCAUAGCGUUAGAAGCAAUGGCCUGAGUCAGUAGAAAACGCAACAAAGAAAUAUAUUUAAAAUGGCACGGGGCAUUGUUCGAGCAUGCAACAGCGCAGCAGUGCUCGCGGCAUCGAAAAGGACUUGGGUGUUGAGUAACAUUUUCGAGACACUGAGAAGACUGUUCUGUUUUCCAGAUUUAUUGAGAAGUGUGCAGCUCUUCAGCUACGGGGAAGGAUCCCUUUCUUUACUUCCAUUAAGCAAAACACUUUAAUUCAAAAUCAGAGCUGCAACUGACUAUGUGAGCUGCUCUGCGAAUUGGCAGUUUUCGUGUUCUAUGGAGGAGGAGCAAAUAACUUUAUUGAGUCCUGAGCAACCCCUCCUCACCCACUCUUGGUUUAGUGGUCGGCAGGAGUCGCGGGCCGCAUCCACAAUGGGACGGUGACCCCAUGAGCCUCCGCCCUUUCGUGAGCCCUCUGGACGGCCCGGAGCUGAGUCUGGUGGUCAUCGCUUCGCAGGGCGUCCUCCCAGUCUUCUUCUUUACUGAACGUUUUGCCGCUAAACGCGGAGCAUUGCCAGAGCAUGUGCGCUAGCGAGCACUACGAUUCGCCACAAUCCGGACAUUGCGGCUCUACCUCUAGUGAAUCAAGGCUCAGUCUGCCUCUCGAGGGGAACGACCGUGUCUGAAGCAUUCUGAAUAUCCAUGACUGUGGUCUAUUGACUUCCGCGUUAGGGAUGGGGAAGGCCCUCCUCGACAGCUGAUAGUGCGUUGUUAUUUCGUUGAAGGUGAGCAGCGGUUCUCGGAGCUACGAUUCAUUUACUUUAAAGGCAGCGAGUAAAACAACACAGCCCAACGUCGCGAUGAGCCCGUAACGUGCCUUUUUCUUCAAACAAACAUCACUUUUUAUUGGGCACCCAAGUUAUAAAUCAAUGUUGUGACCGCACCGAUCUCAAACAUAUGCUUUGUGAAACAAAUUCCUGCAAGGAAGAAAUGUUUAUCUUCCUGAAGAUAUUGUAGCACAGCUAAGAUUGUGCUCGUCUCUAAAGACGGACGAGCAGCAGCGAACGUCAGUAAAUGUAUGGCAAUCGUUGAUUGUUAUUUAUUGAGAUGAAAAAAAUAGAGAAGGCCUAUUCACCGUACUCUGGUUAUGGCUGCUCUUUUUCGUUCGGCUAAAAUUAUAAUAAAUUGGAACAAAAUAUGUGUUAUAGAUUUUCAAAGCAGUUUUUGAAACAUAAUUCAGGAAGUCCAAGAUAAAAAAAAAACAGUUUUCAUGAAGAUGCAGGAUUGUGACAUCAUUGCUUACAGUACUUUGUAAUCAGCACUCUUUAUUUCUGCUCCUGUCUUCAAGAUUGCUGAUUACCUUGUAUCAUUUUCAACUGAAUCACUAUCGCAUAGUCCCCUUUAACACACACGUUGUAAUUCCGGAAUUGGAACUGGUUAGUACUCAAUGCCUAUUAAUUUAGGGACAACCCUGUAAUUUAGUUGCAUUACUCCAGAGUUGUUCAUUCAAAAAUCAUUUUACGAAAUACAUUGGUUUUAACAUAUUUCUGCCGCAAACUGCAGAGCGCUUUCGAGUGAAAAUAACUUUUCGAACUUGCGUGCUAUUUUCUGGCGCUUUGGUUAAUAUUAUUUCAAAAGACGCAGUGACUCAGGGUUUCUAAUACAUUAGAAAUCAUUGUGUGCCUACAGAGAGCAGUUUCGUGAGAACAACCAGAACACAGCGUAAUGAGAACUUAAUCACUAAGUACCAAGUAUUUAACAGAUUCAUUAAUUGCUUCGCACAUUUUAAUGAAGCACAACAAAUGUUCUUCUUAGCAGAAAAAUGCAUGAUAUCUGCUUCACAGUCCUCAAGGAACUUGACACUACUUUGAAACAACUGAGAAGCUGUAAACAUACCUAUCAGAUUUUUUUUUUUUUUUUUUGCAAUCUGGACGCAGGUUCAUAGUGUUUGUUCAGUCCACCACCAUAUUAAUGGUUCAGUUCCAUCCUGCACCUCGAACGUAGUUCGCUUCGGUGACGCACCGUCAAUAUUCUUCGAUCACGUGCACAACUCUCUGCUCUAAACCCCACUUUGGACAAAGGGAUUCCGUGGCUGAAAUCUCGACUACUGCAAGCACUAAACAAUUGCCUAAUGAUGGCUCGUUAAAUGAUGAGGCCAUACGUCUUCCUUCUUAAGCAUUUGUGAAAAAGAAAUAUUCACAUACACAGCUUCAGGAUGGAGCCACUGUUGACUCCGGCAUGAGCCGUCAUUGUGAAUUCAUUGAAUUUCCCAUUUUCGGUAUCCCAUCUGUUCUGUCUCCAUGUUGCGAUGAGCCCCUGUCGUGUACAGAUGUUGUGGUCUAGGCUGACAUGCAGGCUCUUGUUGCAGCGCCCUUAGUUUACAAUUCUUUCUUCUGUUGGGUGCUAAAAGAGAUAUGAACUGCUAUUUGUAAACUUGUAGUCGCAAUAUCACUUUGAAGGUGCCUGUGCGAUACCUCCACCCUUGCCAAGCUGUUUACAUCGUCUUGAGAGUGAAAGCAGAUCAGGGACAUGAUCGCUCUUCAAUUCGGUUCUUAUUACCGUCUGUUCUGCUACGAACGCGAAAAGUCCAUCUUUGUUUAAAUACCACGGUUAUAUAGACAAACCUGCACAUCCUUGCGUGUGACAUACGUCACCAUCUCGAAGUCUUUGUUAUGCCAAAAAUUGAUUUUGUUCUACUGAAUAUAGAUUAAAAUGCGGCAUCAUGUCGGGGGCAGGGGAUGUUGACACUUGCAACCCUGAUUUUUAAUGCCAUUUUGCGGUACUUGAAACGCGCCUAUUACGCGCUUGUGGCCGUCUGUGAAGACACAGAGAUCCGGUUCUAACGAGCGCCACUGUUCCGAAGCGCUGACGCAACGGUAUCAUAAGGCCACUUCCACACGUGCCUGUGACGUCAUAUCCGUGACGAAGAUUUGGUGUAUUUGCCUCCUAGUUAGUUAGCAAGGUGAUAAAAUGGGAGCUACUUGCAAUGUAGCAUUCAAGGAGCCCACCCAAGCCCUGACAUUUUUUUUUUUACUGCUGGGCUCCAGCACUGUGUGCC
Molecule: messenger RNA, 6853 nt
Organism: Dermacentor silvarum
Lineage: Eukaryota; Metazoa; Arthropoda; Arachnida; Ixodida; Ixodidae
Exons: 3
Coding region: 44-1306 (420 amino acids)
Source: RefSeq, a predicted model, not a curated record